AUGGAGCUAGUGGGACGGGUUUGGUCAGAAUUUCAAGAGGGUGAUCCAAUGGUUGUGUUGUAUAAGAAACUGAGGAGCCUCGAGAGGCAUCUGAGAGACUUUAAUAUAACCAAAUUUGGGAAUGUGCACUCGAGGGUUGCCGAAUUGCAUACAAAGCUUGAUAGGGUUCAAGCCUCUCUACUGGAAAGUGAUGGGGUGUCCAUUGACAUUAUCAAAAAGGAGAUGGACUUGAGGAUACAGUUGUUAGAAGCUAUUGACAAAGAGGCUAUUGACAAAGAGGAGAAACUCUUGAAGCAAAAAUCCAUAGUGGCUUGGCUAAAAGAUGGAGACCAAAAUACUGCCUUCUUCCACAGAGCAGUAAAGGAAAGGAAUGCAAGAGCCACCAUUCGGGUUCUUUACUCCACUUCAAGGGAUAAGUUGGAAGGGGUGCAGGAAAUCAAAGCGGAAGCAGUGAAUUUCUAUCAGGGCCUCUUAGGCAGUCAAGAUGCAAGAGUGAGGGUCUCGGCUGCACAACUCUCUCAUAUCCUUAAAAGGAAGGUCUCUCAUUCCAAAUCUCAAUCACUCAUGUCACCUAUCACUGAAGAGGAGAUUAAAGCAGCUUUGUUCUCGAUGGGUAAUGACAAGUCCCCUGGCCUGAAUGGCUUCAUGGUAUUCUUCUACAAGCACGCUUGCCUAAAAGCGAUGGGAUUUCCCCCUACUUUUUUGUGGUGGAUCAAGGGCUGCAUCUCGUCCCCUCAUUUCUCAGUGGCUAUCAAUGGGUCCUUAGCUGGCUACUUUGCAGGUCAGCGGGGACUCAGACAGGGGGAUCCUAUAUCCCCUUAUAUAUUUGUCAUUGCCAUGGAGGUCUUCUCAAAUCUUCUGGAUACUGCGGCAACUGAAGGUGGAAUUGGUUUUCACCCAAGAUGUAAGUCCCUAAAGCUGACCCAUCUUUGUUUUGCGAAUGAUUUGUUCUUAUUCACAAAUGGCUCUAGGGAAUCUAUCAUUGCUAUUCUAAAUGUAUUGAAUACCUUCUAUUGUUGGUCUGGUUUGAAGAUGAAUCCUGAGAAAUCUAAGAUCUUCAUGGGAGGCAUUAGUGAGGAAAGUAUCUGUGAAUUGGUGCCCUGUUCUGGGUUUAAGAGAGGCACUUUACCUGUGCGUUACUUGGGGCUCCCUCUUGUUUCUGGAAAGCUCUCUGCAAAGAAUUUAUCUGGUCUUUACAGCAACCUGGAGAUUGUUCAUGGAAUUGGAGGAAACUCAUGCAACUUAGAGCUCUGA
This is a messenger RNA of Punica granatum (pomegranate), 1254 nucleotides long. The record is from RefSeq and is a predicted model, not a curated record. NCBI's taxonomy places the organism in Eukaryota, Viridiplantae, Streptophyta, Magnoliopsida, Myrtales, Lythraceae.